Molecule: messenger RNA, 942 nt
Organism: Macrosiphum euphorbiae (potato aphid)
Lineage: Eukaryota; Metazoa; Arthropoda; Insecta; Hemiptera; Aphididae
Source: the annotation of a GenBank genome assembly
AUGCAAUAUUUUCAAAGGUAUUGGAUGGACACUGUAGGUCCACUAAGAUUUACAGUGUAUCGACUCCAAUACAGAACUAAUAAUUUCAUUGAGUCGUACCACGCUUCUCUUCUGAGACUAAUGGGCCAACAUCCAUCUCUGUAUCAAUUUUAUGAACACUUGAGAACAGUUGAAGAGCGUUCAAGGAAUGAUUUGGCCAGUGCAGUAAAUGGACAACAAGUUAGACGAAGGACUUAUAGAAUGUAUCCGAGGAAUAAUGCAAUUAUAAACAAUGGAUGGGCAAAUGUUGAAAAUGGAACUUACAAUCUGCAAGAUUUCUUAAGAAAUGUUUCAUAUACCAGUGAACAAAUCUUAAGAAACGAGAUUGGUGAACCGGAUUUUCAACCCAUGCUUGCUAUUCAAGGGUUAAAUGCUAUACCUCCAGGACAAUUACCACAGAGGCCCCCUCAACUGUUAUUGAGACCGAUGCCUGUACCACCAUUAAUACGACCGGCCGUACAACCACCAAUAGCUGAAGUGGUACCGGUGGCUAUACAACCAGCAGAGGCGGUACAACUACCGAUGGUUGAAGUACCUGCAAUAGCUGUACAAAAUGUUAGAAACCAGAGGGGUGUGCGUAGAAGAGGAAAUCGUGGUAAUCGUGUACAAGGCAACGGUAGAGGACGUUUGAACGCGAGAGUGGGAUGGGCAGAAUUUUUUGCAAAUAUUGAAGACGAAGUAGAACCACGACUUCCCCCACCUGUGCCAAAUCAACAUCCGAUUCCCGCCAAUGAAAUGAUUUUAGAAGUAUGCAUUAUUUGUUAUGAAGAAGUGGUAACAGUCACUAUAGUGCCAUGUCGCCACACAUUUUGCAAUACUUGCAUUACACGUUUGAUACAGGAUGGGUUUAAUACAUGUCCAUUAUGUAGAGGCAAUAUUGAAGUGUACGAGGGAUAUGUAUGA